AUGCACCAAGAUAUUGGCACCGUUGUUGUCGCCGUUCGCGACGGUGAGGCUGGGGCGUGGGAGCUAAAGUGCAUCUCUUUGAUAAACGAAGUCUCAGGAGUAAAGAUUUUUUCCGUCAAUCAGGAACCGUCUACCGAUAAGACUCCUAAUCUGUUGAGGUUUCUCCAGACAUGUGGUGAGGACUUACGACAACACGGCGUAACAAAAGUGUGCGACGCUCUCGAGGAGGUCGUGCAAAGGUGCACUACUCAUCCUGAUUUUGGCGGAUACGGCAUGAGCAUUGAUGGCCAACUGCAGCCACAGCAACAGGAUGAUGUUGUGUUUCUCUGUUCAGCCUUUCUUGAAGCGCUGAAGUCAGCUGCCCGAGCGCGACUCAGACCUCUGCCCCUGAAAAGCCGGCCUGCGGGACGACGUGGCAUGACCAUGUCCGAGAAGAUUUUUGCAAUGCACGACGUCUCAAGAAAAGGAUACGUUCAACCAGGAGAUAUAAUUCAGGUUGACGUUGACUGGGUAUUGGCUUCAGAGUUGUCUUGGGCCGGUAUGGAGCGAGUCUACGACUCUGUAGGUAGGCCGGGGAUAUUCAGAAACGACCGCUUCUGGCUUGCUGGAGACCACCGCGUCGAGCCGCCGCUAUAUGAGGAUCCCAAAGUCAAAGCACUUAUGGAGACAAGUAGCAGGGCACAGAAGGAUUUCAAGAUGACGGAUUUCCAGGGUUUCAAUAAACAGUAUACCAUCAUGCACACCGAGUUUGUCAGAGAACGAGCGCAGCCUGGAAUGUUGGUCAUUGGCGCCGACUCCCACUCUUGUUCUGCUGGAGCUGUCAGCUGUCUCUCGAUCGGAAUGGGAGCGACGGAUGUUUGCAUGCCGCUGAUUACAGGCCAGACAUGGUUCAGCGUGCCACGGACUGUCAAGAUACGGCUCAUCAACAAGCCACCGAAAGGCAUAGGCGGCAAGGAUACUAUUCUGUACAUCUUGAAGCAAUUCAAACGCAACACCAUUGCUGCCGACCGCGUGAUGGAAUUCGCCGGCCCAGGUCUCAAGUAUCUUUCGUGCGACGCCAGAUUUGCGAUCGCCAAUAUGUGCACGGAAUUCGGCGCAGUCACCGGUAUAUUCGAGGCUGAUGAGCGGACCGUGAAUUUCAUCAACAAGAGGCGGAUAGCGAAGCACAAGAAAGAAGCGGUUUACUUUAAGGCUGACGAGGAUGCUGUCUAUGCCGAUACAUUCGAGGUCGAUCUGUCGAAAGUCGAGUCCUUCGUGGCUGUUCAUCCUUCUCCUGAUAACGUUGUCCCUGUCAGCGAGACAUCUGACGUAAACCUGGAUGGCUGCUUCAUCGGAGCUUGUACCACCGCGGAGGAAGACUUAAUCACCGGCGCAUUGGUGUUAUCGGCGGGACUCGCACAAGGCCUUCGACCCGUGAGCCACGGCCGGCGUUUGGUAGUCCCUGGGUCGAAACCCAUCAGGCAUAAGUUGGAACAGCUUGGCUUGAUUGACAUAUACCAACGUGCUGGAUUCAAGGUCGGUGUUCCGGGUUGCAGCUCGCUGGCUUACCUUAGCUCGGCGGCCACGGUUGCGGCGUCGUCCUUCUCGAUGAGAAUCUGCGAUCCUAGGCCAUUGUUGGAGGCAAUGGAUAUGCGAUAUCUCGAGAACUGUGUCAGAUAUUCGCCGUUCGAUGUCAGUGACCCGCAGCCUCAUGCAGCACUGAGGUAUGACGAACCCUACGGAGAAGCACUAACGGAGGAUGUUGGGAAUUCUUCAACUUCAAGAACAAACGGUGACGCAAGCCACGAGAACCACGCAUCAGGAGACUCGGAAGGCAAGAGUCUCAUUUCUGGCAAAGUCCUUCGUCUGGGGGACUUUAUUGACACCGAUGCGAUCAUUCCCUCAAAAUUUCUCGCUGGGUGUACAACAAACGAACAGCUUGGUGAGCAUUGUAUGGAGUUUUUCAUGCCUGAAUUCCGCAAAAUGGUCAAGGAUGGAUUGAAUAUCGUUGUAGCUGGAGACAGUUUUGGCUGUGGCUCGUCUCGAGAUGUAGCGGUCAACACAUUGCUCGGCGCAGGAGUGCAAUGUGUAAUUGCGAAGUCAUUCGCAUUCAUUUAUGCCCGCAACCAACCAAAUAUCGGCCUGCUGGGCAUCACCAUCACCGACGAAGACUUUUUCAUGGAAGCGCAGCAAGGAAGAGAUAUCAGUAUCGACCUGAAAUGCAGUCAAGUAAGAUGUGGCUCAAGGACCUUUGGCUUCCAACUCAGCGAUAUGGAGAAACAGCUCAUAGCUGUUGGUGGUCUCACAGAAGCGUUCAAACGGUUUGGCAGCCAGGUGUUCGACAUCAUGUGCCAACACAGGCGCCCAGGCCGCAUGCCAGCUAUUGGUGACAUCGAAAGCCUGAAGUUAUGA
Messenger RNA from Exophiala xenobiotica, 2391 nucleotides. RefSeq lists its product as uncharacterized. Lineage: Eukaryota; Fungi; Ascomycota; Eurotiomycetes; Chaetothyriales; Herpotrichiellaceae. Bases 1 to 2391 code for a protein of 796 amino acids. The transcript has 6 exons. Gene Ontology annotation, molecular function: hydro-lyase activity. The record is from RefSeq and is a predicted model, not a curated record.